CUGAAAGGUUGGUCGCAGAAGUCUGAGUACAAUACCGCAUCAUUUCUUUUUCUGCGUCACCUCGCCUCCACUAACUAGAGUAUCAUAACCUAUCAUAGCCUCAUAGGGUGUGAGGGAGAUUUUCUGAUUACACGAUCGGAAAACUGAUCGACUGCUGAUCGCAGCUCAGUCGAUACUUGCAACAUCAUAACCAACUUCAUCAGUGCUUCGGUCGCAUUCAUAAUAAGACGACCACUCGAGAUUCGUCACUAUUUGGUCGACUGACCACAACAGUGCUCCAUUUUCACAACAAAGGCUGUUAAAUUGCUUCAUAAAGGAUACGGAAUCUUGGGUGCUUUCGAUUCGAUUCUCCUACAGGGUACAACCUCUUCUGCUUUAGGAUACCUCAGUAUCCCACUACAGUCUCCUUUCUGUCAACGCAUACAACAUCAAGAUGAGUUUCUUUCAGGGUUUAGAGACAAAAUUUGACAUGGAUGCGAAGAUGGAGCGGAUCGGAACUGGAAUUAGAAACCUUUUUCAUCCAAACUCUCGGCAUGAUGAGCCUCACGAACAAGCUCAUGACAAGUUGCUUGAACAAAUACGUGCCGGUCAUCGCUUCGAUAGUUUUGCUAAAGUUCGGGAAGAGAAUCAUGUCAAGUGGUAUGUGGAUGGUCAUGACACAUUUUAUGCUGUUUCCGAGUUACUUGAAUCAGCCACGCAUGCUAUAUUCAUCCAAGACUGGUGGUUGACACCAGAGCUCUAUCUGCGUAGACCGCCCGCAUUAAAUGAGCGCUGGAGGCUCGAUCGGAUCUUGAAGCGCAAGGCCGAGGCUGGUGUAAAGAUCUAUGUGAUUGUCUAUAAAGAAGUUGAACUCAACAUGACAAUGAAAUCGUCCCACACCAAACAUGCUCUCGAAGCCUUGCAUCCCAACGUUGCAUGUAUGCGCCACCCUGAUCACCUCGACGGUGAAGAGACUACCUUGUUUUGGUCUCAUCAUCAGAAAGUGAUAGUGGUCGACAAUACAUGGGCUUGCAUCGGUGGUCUCGAUCUGUGUUUUGGUCGUUGGGAUACUGCCUCACAUUCUCUUGCGGACUGUCAUAUUUCUGACUUCACUGAGACCGUCUGGCCUGGCCAGGACUACAAUAAUGCUCGUGUACAAGAUUUCCAAAAUGUUGAGGAAUGGACCAGCAAUCAAGAGAGUCGACUCGAGGUACCCCGCAUGCCUUGGCAUGACACCCACAUGAUGUUAGAGGGACCCGCUGUGGCAGAUGUAUACCAACAUUUUGUUGAAAGAUGGAACUUCAUCUAUAAUCUCAAGUAUAGGAAAAAGCCCAACACUGACGGGCGCUACGGAUUGCUGGGUUUCUCGGUUGAAAUCGGAACCGGGUACCCAGACCAAUCCGAUCAUCCAAACCACGAGCCUGUGACACGUCAUCCAAAUUAUGAGGCAUGGACUCGGGCAGGACGUCGAUUUUUAGGUAUGAAUGUUCCUCAAGAGGCAAGAUCAUAUCCUUCUGGCGGGUCUCAGAUGGAGACAGGAAGAACGCCGUUUAAGGGGAACAUGCGGGUUCAAGUCGUGCGUAGUUGUGGUGACUGGAGCAAUGGAACAACAACCGAGCAUUCUAUCAUGAACGCAUACAUUCAGCUGAUUGCAGAAUCAGAGCGGUUCAUCUACAUGAUUUUCCCUUUCAGUUUCAUCACAACAUGCGCUCCCGAAGGUCACAUCAAGAAUACGGUGGGGCUGGCACUCGCGAAGCGAAUUGUGAAAGCUGCUCAAGCUGGUCAGAAGUUUAAAAUAGUUGUCGCAGUUCCAUGUAUCCCGGGAUUUGCUGGAAAUUUGGAUAAUCCUUCGGAUUCCAGUGGCACGUUAGCCAUCAUGGAUUGGACGUAUAAAUCAAUCUGCCGCGGCGAAAACUCUAUCUUCAACUAUGUUCAAAAAGCAGGCUUUGAUGCGCGAGAAUAUAUCUCCUUCUACAACUUGCGCAACUUUGAUCGAAUCAACAAUGAUCCUGCUACCCUGAAAGAUAUCGAAUCGCGGACUGGGAUCAGCUAUUAUAUGACGCAAGCUGCUCUAGCUAGGAUUUAUCUAGGAGAAAAUGCAAGCAAGGAAGAGCUAGAGAAAAAUAAAGUGGUAAAAUUCAAGCUUGCCCAAGAAGGUGAAGGUAUCGAUCCAAUCCAUAAUGACAUGAAAGCUUGCGGUGGAAAAACGAUUGAGGUGAAGCUACCCGGUCUAAAGGAAGCUCACGAUCAACUGAGAGCUUGGUCACAGGCCGCCCCAGGCUAUGACCGACAGGUAGCUGAUUCGGUAGUGACGCAAGAUGUACCAGGAGGACUUGAGAGCCUUCCUUGGUUAGGAGACGAGGAAUCAGAGAGAGCGGCAUAUGUUUCAGAGGAGUUGUACAUACACACCAAAUUGAUGAUCGUAGACGAUAAGAAAGUGAUCAUGGGGUCUGCAAACAUCAACGACCGCAGCAUGCUGGGUGAUCGUGAUAGCGAAAUCGCCUUAGUAGUUGAAGAUCUAGAGACUCUUGACAGUCAAAUGGAUGGUGAAUAUUGGCCAGCAGCGAGAUUUGCAGCGACUCUCCGUCGGCGACUCUACAAAGAACAUCUCGGGUUACUUCAACCAUGCUCAAGUUUGCUUCAGCGUGACGAUCCAACACGUUCUAUGCUACCAGUCAAUGUUCCUCAAGAAGACACCACUGAUACUGAAGCUGAUAAUGCUGUUUGCGACCCGAUGGGAUAUGAGCUGGAGUGUAUGUGGACGAAGACGGCGCAAAGAAACACGCAGGCCUUUGGUCACGUAUUCAGACCGGUUCCUGCGGCAGGGAUUUUGACUUGGAAAGACUACAAUGAUUAUGUUCCCAGCGGAAAAGGCGCCGCUAAAGUAUGUCACGUAGUCAAUGAAGCAGGAAAUCUAGAAGAUGUGAAGAAUCGAUUGAAUCAGGUCAAAGGACAUUUGGUAGAGAUGCCAUUAGACUUUUUGCAGAAUGAUAAGAUGUAUGAGGAGAGUGCCUCCGUGAAUCCAUUGACCAUGGCAAUCUACACUUAACAAAUGAAGGCUCGAUUCCAGUUCUUUACUGAAUAGAGAAAUUUCAGAAGAUCUGUGUCAUCAAUGAUCAUACAAACCGUGAUGUAGGUCCAGAAGUUGAGCUUGGUGGAACUUUUGUAAGUUGGUAAGUGGAAUAAAAAUGUAAGCAUAGAUUACAGAGCUCUCAGAAACCGAGGCAGAGUAAAUACGUGUAGAUCGAAUAUUGUCUGGUCCCGUUUGGAAUAUGAAUUGAAUGUAUGCGCUUUCUUAGAAAUGGGGUGGUUUUGGAGUGGUUUUGUUCGAUUUGUCUAUUUCCAUUUCAUGUUUUUGUUUUCCUCUCUUGAUGCGUAUUAUGUACUGAAAUUGACAAAAUGAGUCUCACCAAAAUUAUUUAU
Melampsora larici-populina 98AG31 is the source of this 3402-nucleotide messenger RNA. RefSeq lists its product as uncharacterized. The transcript is spliced from 19 exons. Gene Ontology annotation, molecular function: D-type glycerophospholipase activity. The record is from RefSeq and is a predicted model, not a curated record. NCBI's taxonomy places the organism in Eukaryota, Fungi, Basidiomycota, Pucciniomycetes, Pucciniales, Melampsoraceae. The coding region runs from base 434 to 3028 and encodes 864 amino acids. Gene Ontology annotation, biological process: phosphatidic acid biosynthetic process; intracellular signal transduction; cell motility.